GCGCCCGGUUGUAUACCGAUAACUGACGCCAAAAGCAGCUGUUCAAGCGCGCUUCAUUUUCCAAACAGAAAAAAAAACUAAUUGUUAGCGUCCUUUGUAAAAUUGUUAAGUGUUAGAAAAAAACAAUUUGUGCUACGAAAGGACUUCCCAUGGACCAGUCUAAACAGGUUUUGCGGGACUACUGCGGCGAUGGCAAUGCCACCUGCGCCUCGUCCUUAAGGGAAAUCUCCUUGAUUGAGACGGUGACCAGUUUUCUGGAGGAGAAUGGUGCCUCGGAAAUCGACAGGAGGGUGCUGCGCAAACUGGCAGAGGCCCUGUCCAAAAGUAUAGAUGACACCAGUCCGGGAGCUUUGCAAGAUGUGACAAUGGAGAACUCAUUUUUCGAUGUGGCGCGACCUCAGGGCGGAAACCACUCACCCAUAAUGAUGCAAGGUCGAUCUGUGCGCGAGUUGGAGGAACAAAUGUCUACGCUGCGCAAAGAGAACUUCAAUCUGAAACUGCGCAUCUACUUCAUGGAGGAGGGUCAGCCGGGCGCCCGAUCAAACAACUCCCAGGACUCCCUGGGCAAGCAGCUCAUCGAUGCAAAAAUCCAAAUCGAAAUGCUGCGAAAAACCGUCGAUGAGAAGAUGGAGCUGCUCAAGGAUGCCGCCAGGGCCAUCUCUCACCAUGAGGAAAUGCAGCGAAAAGCUGAUUUCGACAGCCAGGCGAUAAUUGAUGAUCUGCAGGAAACGAUUCGCUCUUACCAGACGGCAGAGUCUGCCCAGACUGGCGAAAGCGUUGUUACAUUUGAUACAGAGAAGUUGAAGCGCCUUGAGGCGCAGGUUCAAAAACUGGAGGACGAACUGCUGGAGACCGACAUGCGUCAUACGGCGGUCAAGAACGAGCUGGAAUUUGCGCUGGCUGAGCGUCUGGCACUAACAGCAUGCGAGGCCAAGGUCGAGGAGCUGGCCUUUAAGAAUGCGAGCUGUGAGCGCCUCGAAAGGACACCGAAUCAUGCCGAUUCGGCAAACAAGGUCAUAGAACAACUUAAGGUUGAAAUCGGGGGCUGUCGGGCGGAAAUCCAGAGUCUGGUGACCUCCGUCGCUGCCUUAAAGCUCAAGCUGGCGAGUCAACGCAGCUCGUUGAAGGAGGCCACCGAAACGAUGGAAGUGCAGCGCCAAGACCAUCCAGAUUUUGGAAGUGAGUCUUCAACACCCGUUCCCUCAGCUAUCCUCUGCUCAAUUUGCAAUCCCCCCCUCCACCCCCCCCUUAUCAAGGGCACCUUCAAGCGCAAGGAUAAGGCGUACGAUGUGCUGAAAAACCUGGUGGAGUACGAGGCAUUGAUAGUUAAGCAAAACGCCGAGCUGGACAUUAUGCGGGAGGAGAACUUUUACUUUCGUGAGCUCUCCGACAACCUGCGGCAAAGGGAGCUGCGGCAACUGGAUCGUAGCGUGGCCAUCGUGCAGCCGAUGCGCACGCCGCCGGAUGCCGGGCGUCCUGUGCGGCAGUCGGGGGCCGUCGUCGUGCAAAAGCCUUUGCGAUUGGAACGCCGGACAGGUGACGUCCCUUCCCAUCCAGCGACCAGUGCGCUCAACUCCUAAACCGCAGGGCCACCACAGCAGACACGCAACUUUGCUGGCCGUGUCGGCGCCCAGCACGGCUUUCUACAACUAUUCGUUGCCAAGUUUCACUUUUCGGCAGUUCCUGUGUCGCUGGGGCUCAUAGCCCUAACCGCCCUUCUGUUGGUGCGGCUUCACAUGUGUCUUCAAAACGCCGGCGUGCCCUUACAGACCAAGCGAGAACUGGGCGCCCAGCUGGCGGACAAGAUGUGUGAACUGCAGGACGCGCAGGAGAAGCUCAAGGAGCGUGAGCGGAUCCACGACCAGGCUUGUCGCACCAUCCAGAAGCUGAUGCAGAAGCUGAGCAGCCAGGAGAAGGAAAUCAAGCGCCUUAACCAGGAGAAGGAGCCCUCGGUCAAUAAGGAGAACGACAGCAAUAAGGCGACUGUUUCACCAUCAACGACGGGCCGUUCCAUGAGUGACAACGAGGCCUCCUCGCUGGAAAUCUCCACCAAUCUCAGGGUGCGCUACGAGCUCAAGAUCACCGAGCAGGAGGAAAAGAUCAAGCAGCUGCAAGCGGAGGUCAAGAAGAAGACGGCCAACCUGCAGAACCUGGUCAACAAGGAGCUGUGGGAGAAGAACCGCGAGGUGGAGCGUCUGACCAAGUUGCUGGCAAAUCAGCAGAGAACCUUGCCGCAGAUUGGCGAGGAGACGGCCGCCGAAGCGGACCUGCAGCAAUCCUUCACGGAGGCGGAGUACAUGCGGGCACUGGAGCGCAAUAAGCUGCUGCAGCGCAAGGUGGACGUGCUCUUCCAGCGCUUGGCAGAGGAUCAGCAAAAUUGCGCGGUCAUCGGGCAGCUGCGAUUGGAACUCCAGCAAGCUCGCACGGAUGUGGAGACGUCCGACAAGUGGCGUCAGGAGUGCGUCGAUGUCUGCAGUGUGCUGACCAACCGACUGGAAGAGCUGGCCGGAUUCCUCAACUCUCUGUUGAAGCACAAGGAUGUUCUUGGCGUGUUGGCCGCCGAUCGUCGCCAUGCCAUGCGAAAGGCUGUGGACCGCAGCUUGGAUCUCUCCAAGAGUCUAAAUAUGACCCUGAACAUAACAGGUGCUUCCUUGGCGGACCAGAGCCUCGCGCAGCUGUGCAAUCUCUCCGAGAUACUGUACACCGAAGGCGAUGUUAGCCACAAGACUUUCAACUCCCACGAGGAGAUCCACGCCGCCAGUUCAAUGAGUCCGACGGUGGAGAACUUGAAGGCAGAGAACAAGGCUCUGAAACGUGAACUGGAGAAGCGCCGCAACACGGAAGGACAGCAGCUGCAACGCAAGGAGCGGCGCUCCCUGCCGCUGCAGUCCCAGCAGUUGGACCAAAGCGAAUCGGAGGCCUGGUCGGAGCCGGAUCGCAAGGUUUCCCUGGCGCGUAUUGGCUUGGACGAAACAUCCAAUAGCCUGGCGGCCCCGGAUCAGCCGGCCAGCGAGUCGGAGAGCGAGGGAAGAGGCUGCGCUACCCGACAGGAUCGCAACCGCAACAGCGAACGUAUUGCCCAGCUGGAGGAACAGAUUGCCCAGAAGGACGAACGUCUGCACGUGCAGUGUCAGUUGGUCGAUCUGGACAAUAGAUACAAGCAGGAGCAGCUGCGCUGUCUAGACAUCAGCCAGCAACUGGAGCAGUUGAGAGCCAUUAACGAGGCUCUGACUGCGGAUCUGAAGGCUAUAGGCUCACACGAGGACCAGCGGAUGGUGGAGCUGCAACGCCUGCUGGAGCUUAAGACCCAACAAAUUGACCAACUGAAGCUGACACAGAGCACUUUGACUGCGGACGCACAGAUAACCGAGAUGGAACUGCAGGCGGUGCAGCAGCAAUUGCAGGAAAUGGAGCAGCAGCACGCCGAUUCGGUGGAACACCUGCAAUCCGAACUCAAGCAGCACAAGCUGGAAGCGAUGAAGCAGUUGGAACAGCACGAGCAGCUGCACCAGGAGGCUCUAGAGCGCGACUGGGUGGCACUAACCAUCUACCAGGAGCAGGCGCAGCAGCUGUUGGAGCUGCAGCGCUCGUUGGACUAUCACCAGGAGAACGAGAAGGAGCUGAAGCAGACGCUCGUCGAGAACGAGCUGGCCACGCGGGCCUUGAAGAAGCAACUGGACGAGAGCACCUUGCAGGCCUCCAAGGCGGUGAUGGAGCGCACGAAGGCGUACAACGACAAGCUUCAACUGGAGAAGCGCUCCGAGGAAAUGAAGCUGCAGCUGGAGGCGCUCAAGGAAGAGCAACGAAAGUUGCAGCCAAAGCGCUCCAACAGCAGCGAUGUCUCUCAGUCCGGUUACACUUCCGAGGAGGUGGCCGUGCCCAUGGGUCCACCAGCAGGACAGCCGUCAUCAUCCAAACUGGCUGCUGCUGCAGUGGUCGCCCAGCGGGUCAACAAUUCAUCCCCAGAUCUGGGCAUUGAAAGCGAUGCCGGAAGGAUUUCAAGCGUCGAGCUAUCGAAUGCCCAGCGAGCGAUGCUCAAGACUGUGGAGAUGAAAAUCGAGGGCGCAGUCAGUGCAAAGACAAAGGCCGAGGAAUCCAGUUCACCCGACGGCACGACCAACCUGGCCACUGCUGCAGCCACAGCUCAUGACUGUGCCAAGGUAGAUCUUGAAAAUGCCGAGUUGCGGCGUAAACUAAUCCGCACCAAACGCGCAUUUGAAGACACCUACGAAAAGUUGCGUAUGGCUAACAAAGCAAAAGCACAAGUCGAGAAAGACAUCAAAAAUCAAAUACUAAAAACGCACAACGUGCUGCGAAACGUUCUCAACAUGGAGAAUGAGUUAUAACGAUCGCGCCGACGUCCUGAACAUCAGCAUUAACCCGAGAGGCCAUUUACCCAAUUAUUCAUUUGCCAUUUUCCAAUUGUUCUUGCCAUUUUUAUUUCUUGUCCGCAUUGUAUUUUGUGUCUCGUUGCUAACUUGUAUCGAUUCA
Messenger RNA from Drosophila gunungcola (fruit fly), 4491 nucleotides. RefSeq names its product centrosomin (gene cnn). The record is from RefSeq and is a predicted model, not a curated record. Gene Ontology annotation, cellular component: microtubule organizing center. NCBI's taxonomy places the organism in Eukaryota, Metazoa, Arthropoda, Insecta, Diptera, Drosophilidae.